Molecule: messenger RNA, 6882 nt
Organism: Cutaneotrichosporon cavernicola
Lineage: Eukaryota; Fungi; Basidiomycota; Tremellomycetes; Trichosporonales; Trichosporonaceae
Exons: 1
Coding region: 1-6882 (2293 amino acids)
Biological process (GO): monoatomic cation homeostasis
Cellular component (GO): cation channel complex; axon
Molecular function (GO): monoatomic cation channel activity
Source: RefSeq, a predicted model, not a curated record
AUGGCGCCGGCUGACCGCGAUGCAGGCCCGGCGCCUGUCUCGGCAUCCCUCAACCGCGCAAGCGCCACGCGCAAACGUACCUCGACGUCGUCUCAGAAUGCACCAACGCACAUCUUGGCGAAUGAGUGGGGUGGCACCACGCUCAACGAUGAGCCCACCAGCCUCUCCAGCCCUCCCAACAUGUCUCAGCCAGACCGCUCGCGUUCGGCCACUGUCAGCUCGAUCGACAUCCCGCGGGUCACGUCGCCGAUCUCGAUGGGAUCAAUGGACACGGCCGUGAGCCGCCACCCGUCGGCUAAGAGUAGCGUGAUGCUCAGCAUGCCCGAGGGUGUAGUUCAAGACUUCACAAGCGCAAGGCCGAUGGGCCGCACCGAAUCCGCCGUGAGCUUCACCCUUGACGCCGUACAGCCACGCACCAACUCCGCCCACGACCUCAACUUUGCCCCUGUCCACUCCCUCCCCCUCUCCAACCGGUCCACUCCCCCUACAGCAGGCUCGGGUGCCUCUUUCGGCCCGCCCGUUCUCCGUCCCAUCCUCACCAACGCGUCGGUCCCCGUGCCGGGCGCCAUCUCCUCACACCAUGACCUCGACUUUGGCCCUGCCCCCGCCCUCCCCCUCGCCAUGCAGGCGACCCCGAACUCUUCCAGGCCCAAACCCCAGUUACGCCUGUCGACGCAAGACCUCCCCGCCCCGAGCAAGAAAGCGGAUAAGCAGCCACUCAGCCCGGGUAUGAAGCACUGGCAACAGGUGCGACAGCAUGUUGUUACCGGGCCGUCGCCCGUCGACUCCAAGCCCAAGCGGGGCAUCGUGUCCCGUACUGCAGGGCGGUUUGGCUUCCGUUCCGUCGUGGAGAACGUUCUUGGAUACGACCGCAGACGCGGGAGCACGUACGGCGCGUUCGCGAUGGACAUGACGGACGAGGAACGCGAAGAGGCAAGUCGCGAGCGACGGCGCUUCGCACGCGCAGUCAAGACCUGCCUCGACGAGUGUGCGGCUGAGGAGAGCACGCGCCGAUUACGCCGCCUCGCCGCCGCUGGCGGACAUGCCCCAACUCCACCCGCUUCCAAGCCCAAGAGCACACACCUCAGCUCGCAUGGUGGGCGGUCUGGCAGCGUUCACGCCCUCGACGACGAAGGCGUCAGCGCCUUCUAUCCCCUACUCUCUGCGCUAGUCAAGUUCGGCCUUGACGCCAAAGCCAAGCGCGUGUGGUCACGCACGUGUCCGCACCACGCCGCCAUCCUCGCUGAACUGGGCACUGCGUUCCUCCCAGACUCGGCGAGCCGGGACGGCGACCGCGCACAGGCGCUCCAGGUAUUCUUCACGAUUGUGACCCACUGGAGCACCGACAGCGAUGAGGACGAGCUCAGUCGCUGGCGGUGGUUGUGCCACGCAAUGCUCCGCGACGACCGACAAACGCGCGACCGGGGUCUUCGACUCCUCUCCCUCAUCCUAAAGGGCGACAGCAGUAUGCCCGAGGCUCUAGUCCGUCCAGCAACUGCACUGGACUUUGAGAGCAUCGCGGUUGCUCUGCUAAACCUCCUCCAUGCGUUAGAGAAUUCGGGAUAUGCGAGCGACGAGCACCAGAGCAUCGUGUGGGGUCUCAUUGCCUCGCUUGGCGCUGGCGACAUCAUCGCUGUCGACUCCGAGUCCGUCGUGCCUCUGCUCGACGACGACAGUCUCAUAGCACGUAAUACCGAGCGUGAGCUACUCUGGAUCGCAGCCGCCAAGGCCAUCACCGCCAACAAGCAUGUCGGGGCAUGGAUGCUCGACUGCAAUGCCGCUGUGCUGCGGCGCUUCGUCCCGGUACCCGUGUUACCAGGGAUGCCCGAGACCGCGCGCCAACUCCGCGUGCUAGCCAGCAAAGCUCUCCUCAACUCUCUCGCGACACUGGUUCGGGACGUCGAUGACGAGGAUGUAGUCGCGUCUGUGGCCGCCAUGGCGGAAGAGAUCUUUGACGAGGCCAUGGCCCUUCCCAGGCGAGAUGGCAUCGAGGCCAGCUACGCAUCAGUACUCCUCGCCCUCGACUGUGCUGUCAAUUCCCCCGACUCACCGUACGCUGCAUGCCUGAGUGACCUGCUCGCCAAACACAACGAUAUCGUCACUUCUGUCGCCCAGGAUUUUAUCUCUUCCUUCCCCACCGCUCGUGUAAUGAAGGUCACGCGCCAGUUCCUCCAGGCCGACAUGCCACUCGGGCGCGCGUUUGUGCCUCUGCUCCUCGAGCACCUUGCAACCCUCCCGUCGACCCCCGAAGCUCGUACGUUCCUCGCGUGGCUUUCGACAGCCCAGCCGCACCUCUUCUACAAGCCCCUCUUUGCCUGCGCCGCAGCCACGCAGGCCGAGACUCUUGUCAAGCCGCUCCGGAUAGUUGCCAGCAUUGCGGAACAGCUCGGCGCAGACGCGUUUUGGACACGCGCAGAUCCCCAAAUGGUCGCAAUCGUGCUCGGCGACAUGUCCCCACGCAAGGGGAAGGGCAAAGCGCGCGGCGCUGUUGCGAACAUCAAGCUCGGUCGGUACGCGUUACUGGUCGAGCUCCUCGUCUCACUGCAAGGCGCUAAGGGUCCCCAGCUAGCCACGUUCGCGCAUGGCCUCGAGACCCGCCUAGGUGCCAUGCUGGAGCUCGAGGAGAGCGGUUCCUCCCUACCACCCGGGUACCGCAGUCUCGUCGUGCAACUGAUACGCUCCCUCCGCAUCGGCUCAGGCCUUAUCAAACGCACCUCCAUCACCCGCCUCGCGGUACAGUGGUAUACGUCGUCGUCGUGGCGAGCCGCCUCGCCCAGCCCUGAGACGAGCCUGAUCGACUCGCUCAUCCAGUUAUACAAGUCGGACACGGAGGCCACCUCCAAGAGCGUCCCGCGCAUCGCGCUCCUCAAGCUCCCGCUCUCUGAGGCGCUUCCUACGCUACUUGUCACAGCGCAAGCCAGCCUCGCAUCAGAGGACUGGGGAGCACUUCUCCCCGUCGUGUGGGAGCGGUACGCUGGGCGCGACAUGCCGGUCGACCAGCUCACGUUCCUCAUGAUGAAGUGCGCCGAGGCCGCGCGUGGCGGGCUGCGCAACCUCGUCUCGACCGAGCUAUACAACGCUGGGCCCAGUGUGCGGAACUACGCGCUCCUCAAACUUGCCAUGCUCUACGGCUACCGAUUCCAGGUGUACACGCAGGACACUGUAACCGACCGACGCGGGCUCAACUUUCGCUUCCCGCAGCGACAGCUCGAGUUUGUCCCUGCGGACAUGGGCAGCCAGGUAUGGGUGACCCCGCGCGACGCGCAGGACGCCGCGUUGCAGAAGUACGGGCGCGCGCUGCCGCUUGAACUACGGCAGCGGCUCAUGGAACUCGGCUGGACAGAGGACGAGGAGAUGACCGCUACCGACAUAGAGCGCCUGCCCGUCACAGCCGUCCCGCUGUCGGGUAAGGGGAGUAUCGCGAUCGAGCUAAAACAUGCCGCCGCGCCUGUUAUCAAGCGCAAAGGCUCAAACUCGUCCUUACACAGCAACAGCGCCAAGGUUCACCGCGCCGUCGUGCCUCCCGACCUAGUGGCAAUCGUCAUUGACCAGGCGCGCCAACUCGCGACAGCCGACGAUAUAGGCGUCGAGCUCCUCUCCAAGGAACUUGUGCACAUGUUUGAGCGCGACGACGCGACACUCUUCAUGCGCCCCGUGUCGGAGGAGCUGCCUCACGAUAUUGCCAACGCACUUCUCCGCGUCAACGGAGUUAUUGCCCAGCCGACGCCAGGCUUCGCGCACGCCGCGCUCAAUGCACUUGUCGGCUUCCUCAAAAUCGCCGUGCGCGCCGACGCAGAGUUCCCGCACUGGGCACCGAUUCUAGGCACGAUCGCGCGCCUCAUCCCAAACGUCUGCGAGAUCUCGCUGCGCGACGUGCGCAAAACCAAGUCUGAACACGUCCUCCUCCCCGCGUCCAUCUACGAAACCGACGGCGGGUUUAAGGUCCACCGCCCGUGGCGGGAAGACGUACUCCUCGACGUGCAGACUGCGCAGCUUGUUCUGCUGUCAGCCAUACUCCGCACCAACCGCCGCGACGUGUACCUCGUCAAGAAGAUGCUCUUCAGCCUCCAGGUGCAGGAGAGUAUGCGCUACCUCCCCUUUGCGCGCGCGUGGGUCGAGCUCAUUGUGGAUCUGUGCACAGCCGUGAACAGCAACUACAACGACCGCGCCGAGCUCCGACACUUCCUGUACAACAUCACUUCCGCGAUGUCGCUGCACGGCGGCGACAUGAUCGUGGUCGCACACGGGAUGCGCGCUAUUUCGCUAUGCGCGACGCGCUUCCGUCGCGUGUUCGCCAGUAUCGGCUUCGUGAACAUCAUGCCGGCCGUGUACGACGCGUAUGUACGCGGACACGGGGGAAUCAGGGACGCCGUAGAAUACGCGUGCCGCUCGUUCUACCGCAUCCACCAGGACGUGUUUGUGUACCAGCUCUGCCUCGCACUGUCCGAACACAUCCACGAGGACGCAUUCGAUGCACGCGCGGCGUAUGACCUGCUGGCCGUGCUGGCGACCGACGACCCUGCUUCGGGCGUGCCAAGCGGCAUCCGCGACCUGAACAGGAAGUACGAGGUCGAGGUGUUACUGCAGAUGCAGAGCGGCGGGGCGGAAGUUGCACUCUCCACACCAGAGCGGCUCAUUGCCACGCUCGAGCCUGCCCUCUUCCCGACCGACAAUAUCGUACGCCUCCUCGUUACCGUCAUCGCCGUCAACGCAGCCAGUAAGCGCGGCAUCCGCCUUCUGGGCCUCUUUGGAGCCAUUGCACCAUACCUCCAGGCUGAGGAGCGUACGCGCGCCCUCGUCGACGACGCUGUGUACGUGAUCGGCCGCUUCAUUGAACGCUCCCGCGCAAGCGACGACACGGCACUCCAGCGUCUCGUACCCGGUGAAGGGCCUAGCAGCCCCGACUGGCCUGCCGCAACCAACGCCUACUUCCAGUUCGUCGAGUCCAUCACCGCCUCCGGGGCGAUGUUCAGCCUCCAAACUACACGGCAGUUGAUCGAGCUCGGCCACUGUUCCGUUUUUAUAGGUAGCAACGCCGCUGUGUCGCGCCUCUUCGGCGCGCUCGCCCGUGCCCAGGUCUCUACUGAAACCUCGUUCCUCGCUGACCUCGCGCCGAAAUAUGAGGUGAGCCUCCAGGGCAUCGACUUCAGCAGUGUCCUCGACGCCAUCUCCUCCAUGAUCAGGAGAAACGCAUUCCGUCUCCCCGCCUCGAUCGCCCGCUUGAUUGUGGAACGGUACGUGGGGCCCGCGUUGCGCUUCAUCGCCAAUGCCGCCCAUGAGGUCCUCAUCUCCGACUCGCCCCUCCGCCCUCACUCCCAACCUCCAACCGUGGCCUUUCGCCGCGCUGCCGUCGAACUCCUGUCCGUCACCGUCUUUUUACCUGGCGUGGACGUCCUACACCAGCUCGAGCGCAACACCUCUUCCGCGGGCAUGCUCGCUAUGAUGAUCAUCCCCCUGGCGCUCGCCCUCGAUCCGCCUCCCGACCGAGACGUGAAUGGCAUCUGGGUCCGUCUCCUCAAAUUCACGCUCCGGUCCCCCAGCGAUCCCCCACUCGAGCGGGCAGCUCACACUGCCCUCGCUCUGCAAGUUGUGAAAAUCGCCGCAGUUCGCGUUCCAGACGUCAUCUCGUCCGAGAGGGGCCUGUGGACCCACCUAGCAACAUACGCAAAGUCCGCGGUCGCGGACGGUAACGGCCGCUUCUUGACCCGCACGCCACGGCUGGUGGACUGGAUGAUGUGGUCUCUGUUCGAGCUUGUUGCCCUACACCGAUCACCACUUGCCCUCGCCUUGCGAUUGCACAUGCAGACUGCCCUCGCGACAGUGAACGAUGAGCGCGACGCUGCCUCCUCCCGCCCCUCUACUGCUGGAAGUGUAACACCCACUCCCCGCUCGCUCUCAGGCCUCGUCCGCAGGCCCUCGGCACGCGUACCCUCUGCGACGAACCUGAGCCCCCUGGCGGCUCGCGUCACCAGCACAACCCUAGCCCCCGUCCUCGAGACCGACACGCUACACCCUUCCCCGCUCCUAGCCUCGCCUACUCCCUCUCCCUCCUCUGCGCUCGGUUCCCUUACCCCGAAACAUCAACGCUCCCUCUCCGCGGCCUCUGCGUCGUCCGUUAUGUCGGCAGCCAGCGCUUACUCGAACGUCUCCCUCUCCAACCCCUCCCUCUCCCCCUCCCCCUCCCCCUCCGUCUCGCACAACCGCUCACCCUCGACCGCCACCACCUCGUCCACAGCCGUUGCCCGCCGAUCCUUCGCUCCAGUCAAGCCCUCCUUCUCCGUCUCCGCCCGCCGCGCCUCCCGGCCUACAUUUGACGCCUUUGAGCGCCGUUUCUCCGCUGCCCCGCGCGCAGGAGACCGCGGAUCCAUCGUGCAUCUUAUCGGACAAUCCACGCCCACGGCUCCUGCUGGUCCCACGACGGUGGCGAAGAAUUCACGAAGCGAGAUCCUGCAAUCACCCCUUCGUAGCGAGUUGGCGGAUGCCGCACGGCGCUCACUCCUCGUCGCACUCGUCGUUUACGGGUACGAUGUCGACGAGGACGUGGACGUACACGCUUGGAGUGCGUCUGACGCUCUGCACGCCAUUACGGAGGAGACGCGCAUGCUCGUCGAGGACGAGCUUGCGGAAGCGUUUCUUCCCAUUUCCCAAGCCAGCGAGUCUGAGCCUGAUGCAGCUCCCAAGGCGGACGAGGAGGAGAAUGGCGGUGGGUCUAAGCGCUCCUCUUAUGCGCACCCCUGGGAUGAGCCCCAACUCCCAUCGCUCAGCUACACACUCAACCAUGGGUUUGACGAGGGAUAUACCGUUACUACCGAGUCGCCACGCAAUAGUCUCGAUCCUCGGCCAUCACGUGAGAUACCCACUGUUGCGAUAUCGCUUGCGUGA